CUACUAAGCUUUGAGGGCUUAAGAGCCUAAAGUUUGCAUCUGGCAUCGUGCAAGUCAGGACCAUGGACACUGAGAACAUCUAUAUGAACAUUCAUAUGAGAAAACCACCCCCAAGGUCAGUGGAGCCAGAGAAAGAGACACAGCCAGUCUACAAGAAUCUCAGGAUCCUUUAUGCUGUCAUCAUCCUCUUUGCUCUGAUGCUGGUGCUUUCCUUGACGGCGACGGCCAUUCUGUACUCGUGGGAAAAAGCAUGCCUUUGGCUACACAGGAAACCAGCGCCUUGCAACGUUGAUAACUCGACCAUGUUGGCUCUGGAAAUGGAAAAGAGCAAGUUGGAGAACCUCAAUGCUUCCUAUGAGGCACUUCAAUAUAAAUACCGGGUGGUCUUCACACUCGUGCCUGAAGGCUGGAAGCUGCAUGAUGGGAAUAUCUACUAUUUUUCCAGUGAAAAAAAGUCCUGGGCAGAAGCUCAGCAGUCCUGUGUGUCGAAGAACUCCAACCUGACCUCAGUGACCUCUCAGGAAGAACAGGCAUUUUUUUCCCGAACAAUUACAACUCCAUACUGGAUUGGCCUGACAGACAAGGGCAGUGAGGGUACCUGGCACUGGGUGGAUGGGAACCCCUAUAACCCAUCUAAGAAUGCACGGUUCUGGAGGGCCAAUCAGCCAGACAACUGGGAUCAAGGAAAGGGAUUAACAGAAGAUUGUGUCCAUGUGUUACCUGGAGACCUGAGGUCUUGGAAUGAUGAGAACUGUAACUUUAACCAUCAAUGGAUCUGCAAGAUUUCCCUGUAGAGCUGCUGGCUGCCUGGGGUCACCCCUCUCCUCCCCCUCGCUCCAUCUUCUGUAGGCAAGACCUAACCCUUGAGAGAAGGAAGGGCACAUCCCCAAAUCUGUCUCCUGUGCCUCCUUCCUCCAGCCUUCUCUCCUUUGCCCAUGCUCCCUUUCCCUACCCUAGCACCAGAAAGCGCUCACAGUGAGUGGGGCAAGACCCACCCACUCUAUUCACUCAACAAAUAUCAUGGGAUCUUUGGUGGCAAAGGUACUUCCACAGAUUUUUGCACCUUAAAAGAGGAGUCCCAGCGGACAGUGGUCAACCCAAAGGAAAAGCAAGUAAUGAGGACCAAGAUCUAACUAGGCUUGAUCUCGGAAUGCCUGAACUCAUCCCAAUUCUGCUACAUACCCUCUGUACUUCAAUUCUUCUCUCUCUUUUUUCUCGUCUGUAAAACGAGAAUGUUGAACUAGACCAUCUCUCAGGCCCUUUCUAAUGUGAACGCUGUAAUUCUGUUACACUCUUAUGGCGGCAUUCUAGGCUCUUCAACAGAUGGAUCUUUACAUGAGGGAACCUGACCAAAGUCCCUCAAGCACUGAAAAAGAAAUCGACCCAUCCCCCAUUGCCUCGAGCACAGAAUACGGACUCCUCAGCCUGGCAUUUAAAGCUUUCCCCUCUCGUUUCUCCUGUUCACAUAUCCCCGCUCCAUUCACACUGACCUGCUCCCUGUUAGCCCAUUCCCUGCCUGGAAAGCGCUCCUUCCUCAUCUCUGCCCUAGGCAGUCCCUGGCUCCCUCAAUGACGCAGCUCGGGCGCCAUCUCCAAAAGGAGUGGAAAUUCCCCCUUCUCUCCACCCUGCGAGUUGUUGGCAACGUCUCUGCAUUGAGACUCCUUUGCAUUUGUUUCAUACACACACACACACACACACACACACACGUAUACUGCACACAAAUACCUACUACAUAGUAUACAUUUAAAAUACAGUCUAUAUACCAUGUAUAAUGUGUCUAUUGCAUGUGCAUAGAGCAUAUCUGGUAUGUAUCUAUACACAGUACAUGUAUGUGGCGUGCAUGCACACGCGUGUACAUGUAUAUAUAUAUACACGUGUGUUUACGUACACGUGUAUUUAUUGUCCUUACCUGGCAUGCGCGUCUACCCCUGACACCUUGCUAUUAUAGUGAUCAGAGCAAUGGGCCCAAAAUCAGAAAGACCCAGGUUCAAAUCCUACCUCAGACACUCCCUGUGUAACACCGGGCAAGCUGGCUUAACCUCUGACCGUCUCAGUUUUCUCAUCUGUAGGAUGGGGGUGAUCAUAAUAGCACCUACCUCACAGGGUUGUUGUGGGGAUCGAAUAAAAUAACAUGUAAAGCAUUUUGCAAUAAAGCGCUCGAUAAAUAGAAGCUCUCUGUAAAAUCCAAGUCCCUCCAACUGAGGCUCUAGCCCCGGAGAAGAGCUUUGGACAAAGUCCCGGACUGCUUUAGAGGGCCCCGUAUCCAGCAAACAGUCACAGUAUGUGGUGGCGUAGAACUGGGGGAGGGGUGGGUGAGCACAGUAGGGGCCUUUUGGAGAUGCACAGCCCCUCCCCUUCCCGACACCUUCAAGCCUUGCUGCUCCUCUGGGAAGCUCCCCGACCCCAUCACCCCUUUAAUUCUUGAGGUCCUUUUUUCUCUUUCUGUAUUCUAUGACAAUGUGGUCCGUCCUUUAACAAUAAAACAUUUGCAUGAA
Molecule: messenger RNA, 2495 nt
Organism: Trichosurus vulpecula (common brushtail)
Lineage: Eukaryota; Metazoa; Chordata; Mammalia; Diprotodontia; Phalangeridae
Product: C-type lectin domain family 4 member F-like
Exons: 6
Coding region: 63-794 (243 amino acids)
Biological process (GO): biological process involved in interspecies interaction between organisms
Cellular component (GO): external side of plasma membrane
Molecular function (GO): carbohydrate binding
Source: RefSeq, a predicted model, not a curated record